GUCUUGAUCGUCUUUCCGCUUUAAACGUUUCUCUGCUCCCAAACAAACUAAUUUUCUUUCCUUGUGAAUCCAAUUUUCUUUGAAUCUUUGUCCCUUUCUUCUCUAAGAUUCAUCGAAAUUCCAGCAGAAAGAUUCAAAGUUUUGAUAACUACUACUCUUUUUCAUUUCUUUAAAGAUAAACUAGAUCUCCACUCUCCAAAGAAUCUCACACUUACCAAAGAAAGAAUGCUCUUCAAGACUAUCAAGAAGAAAAUGUGGAUGUUUUCUCACUAAAUUAUCUCCAUGUCCCUUGAACCCAAAAUUUGUCCUUUUUGCGGUAUGGAAGUCAUGUUCAUAGUCUCAAGAAUCACUAACAAGGCUGUUAAACAACAAAAUUUUCCUCUUCAAAAGCUUUCCUUCUGGUUCGCUCCCACCACUCGUCCUCCAGGCUAACGCUGCUCCACUUUCGGCUCAUAAAACUGACAAGAUAACAUAUACAGCCUCUCUUCUUCUUAUAAUUCUUCUUGCAAUGGCUGCCUACUAUUAUAAGUCUAACUCUUCAUCAUCUGGGUACGGUUAUUUUAGCUCGUUGGAUCCAUUUUCGCGUAGUUUAGAAGGUUUUAAUGGGGUUCUACAAGAUGGGUCGAUGGUCUCGCAGGCUUUGGUGUUGGAUAAUGAGAAGGGAGAACUCGUAAAAGCACCGGCUACGAGAGUCGGGAAGAAAGGGAUGUCUGAGGCCAAGGCUCUGGCAGCUCUGAAGAGCCAUAGUGAGGCAGAGAGGAGAAGGAGAGAGAGGAUCAAUGCUCAUCUGGCUUCCCUACGAGGUCUUGUUCCCUGCACCGAAAAGAUGGACAAAGCCACAUUGCUUGCUGAAGUUAUUAACCAAGUAAAAGAACUGAAAAAGAAUGCACUAGAAGCCAGUAAAGGUCUUCUAAUUCCAAUGGAUGAUGAUGAAGUGAAAGUUGAAACAUAUGACAAUGGAUCAGGAGAUGAAACUUUAUCCUUUAAAGCAUUCAUAUGUUGUGAUUAUCGACCUGACCUUCUGUCUGACAUUAGACAAGCAGUUGAUUCCCUUCAAUUGAAAAUGGUGGAUGCAGAAAUAUCUACCUUAGGAGGCCGGCUAAAGGUUCUGCUUUUUCUAACCAGCUGCAGAAAUAAGAAUGCUGUUGAUGAUCAUGAGGCAUCACAGCUUCUCACAAAUUCUAUUCACCAGUCCCUGAAAUCUGUCCUGGAGAAAGGCUCUAUCUCACCUGAAUAUUCACCAAGAACAACACUUCCAAGCAAGAGAAGGAGGGUGACUUUCUUUGACUCCUCCAGCUCUUCUUCUUAAGAGCCAAAAUCUUGUUGCUGUUGGUGGUGAUGUGCAUAUUCCCAUAAGGAGAUUAAUGUCUCAGUUUGUGUAAAAAUGUUUGAAAAGACUUGUGAUGCUACAUACAAGUAAUAUUUGCAGGAGUGAUUAAUGACAAAGCUGCAGCCGCCUUGAGUAUUAAGAUUGGUGGUUUCAUCUUUGUAGUUGUAGGCAUAUGGUUGUACUGUAACUUUAUUAAAAGGUUAAUUAAACUCCUAACAUUAUGAUAUAACAUAGUUUUAUUGUAAUCUUUAUUAUGGUGGAUCCUAUAUAGUUUCUAUCAUAAUUAAUGAUUAUAAUUAAAUCGUUGUAUUGUAUUAAAUAAAAAUUCACUUUGCUCUCUUAUAUAAAAUUGGAUUAUAAUAAAAAUUUUACUUAAAUAAAAA
Molecule: messenger RNA, 1713 nt
Organism: Hevea brasiliensis (rubber tree)
Lineage: Eukaryota; Viridiplantae; Streptophyta; Magnoliopsida; Malpighiales; Euphorbiaceae
Product: transcription factor bHLH30
Exons: 2
Coding region: 509-1309 (266 amino acids)
Biological process (GO): regulation of DNA-templated transcription
Molecular function (GO): protein dimerization activity; DNA-binding transcription factor activity
Source: RefSeq, a predicted model, not a curated record